GCCUCAGCUGCUCAGCAAAAACAUGGAGGAUUUGAUAAAUAUUCGUAUGUAAAUCAUCUGUCACUUUUAACAAUUUGACAUUUUAUUAUUAUUGCCGGUCUUGAUGAAAAAUUAAUUGUUUAUUUAAAUAAAUUAAUACGUAAUUAUGGGCCUGUGUAAAUGUCCGAAAAGAAAAGUCACAAAUCAAUUUUGUUUUGAGCACCGAGUCAACGUUUGCGAACAUUGUAUGGUGACAAAUCAUCCAAAGUGCGUAGUGCAGUCUUAUCUUCAAUGGCUACAAGACAGUGACUGUAAUCCUAUUUGUACUUUAUGUUCAAACGAAUUAAAAAACGGUGAUUGCGUGAGAUUAGUGUGCUAUCAUGUCUAUCACUGGCCUUGUUUGGAUCAGCAUGCCAGGAGUUUGCCUUCAACGACAGCACCCGCUGGUUACGUAUGUCCUACAUGUAAAUAUCCCAUUUUUCCAGCGCCUAAUUUAGUAUCACCGGUUGCUGAUGUACUGAAAGAAAAAUUGGCCAGUGUAAAUUGGGCGAGAGCUGGUCUUGGUUUGCCAUUGUUAUCGAAUGACAGAGAAUCUUUAGCUCAGGAAUCAAAACUCCCGUCAAUAGAAACUACAGUCUUUCAAAAUCAUGUGCCACCAGCAGCACCACCUUCUGUUGCUACGGCACGUACGAGCAGUAACGUUAACUCAAUAAGUACACAUAUAAAUAACGUUCACAGUAUGAAUAAUAACAGCAAUCAUCGGCAACAAGGGCCGCCUUACUCUGUAGUAAACAUGGAGUCAACGAAUCAACUGGAUCGAAAAAUAUUCGCGACACACGAUGAUUCAAAAAACAUGAGUAUUGAUCACGAUGAAAAUAAAUACCAACGCAGACCUGCAUUAGAUCGGCUGCUCCACGUGUGGAAGCUCCUGAAGCAGACCAAGAAAGACGCCCGUCGACGAGGAUCUAAACCAGAGUCUGUGUACACAAGAUAUGCCAUUUUAGCAGCAAUUGGAAUAGUUUCUUUCAUUUUUAUCAUUAUGAUUUUCUCGUGGCUAGGAAAUAUGGCUACUGAUGGUGACCCAGCGUUCGAUGUUAUGUCAAAUCCAAAUCUCAAUUUACAGAAAGAGCCAGCAAUAUAACACAUAUUUAUACCUCAUGACUGAGUUAUUUAAAAUAUUCUGCUUCAUUGUAAUUUUUUAAAAAAAUUUUAUACGAUAAGCUAUCGAUUAUUAAUAUUCUUUAUUCAUAAUAUAUAUACAUAUAUAUUUGUGAUUAAUUAUAUCUAUUAGAAUUAAGGUGUAUAUUUUGUUCCACUAAAAAGCCAGUAAAAGCAAUU
Microplitis mediator is the source of this 1317-nucleotide messenger RNA. RefSeq names its product zinc finger protein-like 1. Gene Ontology annotation, cellular component: Golgi apparatus. The transcript is spliced from 3 exons. NCBI's taxonomy places the organism in Eukaryota, Metazoa, Arthropoda, Insecta, Hymenoptera, Braconidae. The coding region runs from base 146 to 1120 and encodes 324 amino acids. The record is from RefSeq and is a predicted model, not a curated record.